GUCCCCUCAGAGGAAACGCGGGAAUCCACGAGGAUGGUUUGUGUCUUCCUGUGAAGAAUUACCUGCGUUUUCCAGUACUUUAAGCAGAAGACUGUCUUCGCUACAUCCAUGGAGGCUUUUGUCACAGACUGAACUCGCAACUGAAACCAGGAAAAUGCAGCAAAAUGGAGAGCUGUGAAGCAUGCAAGCGUAUUGAGGAGUCAGAUUGCAUGUUGAGUACGAUGAAUUUGGACAUAUUGGUAGUGACACUGAAAGUAUUCCCUGCCUCUCACACCCAUCCACCUAACCAUCCCAUUGAGCCACUUGAUUCAUUUUUUUCCCCAUUUUGUUUUGUUGUUUUUUGCAGGAUUAUUUCCACUUUCAUUGUGUUCUAUGAUAUGGUUUAAAAAUUACUGUUUUGACUUUUUGUCAUUUUUCUCCCAAGGUUAUCAUAUCGUCCGGAUCUCAUAGCAGCCCAUGCCUAGUGACAAGUACACACUACUAAUGCAACUGGUUGAUCAUGAAAGACGGCCACAUCCCCAAACACACUAUCAUUGAUGGAACCUCUUGGUGUUAUCUCUUUUUUAACCCUUCCCCUUUUUGGAGGGAGCUCCGAGCUGCUGAGUAUCUGAGCUGCUGGGAGCUGAACAGCAGUGGAAGGGUUAUGUUCAUCCUCCCCCUGCUGUGACACUUGUCAUCAUAUAGAACAGAGUGCACACUUUGGACAUGGUCCCCACCACCUUCUUCUGUGAUUAUUUGUAUUAGAUCCAUGACGGUUGCAAGAGCAGACUGACUGUAUGGAAGACUAAGUCAGCUUCUCGAGUCUCCUAAUGGUUGAAGAGCCAUACUGAUAUUCUUCAAAAUCUGAAGUGGACAUUGCCCACCCCAGCUGGUCACCAUGAACGCCUCUGCCCUUCCACCCUCCAAUGACACCCCUCUCUGCUACUCCAUUAACAGUCCUCCAUUUAAGUAUGUGCCCACCAUUGCCUCAGCCUACUUCUCCUCCAUCUUCAGCGCUUUGGGUCUCACCUCCAACCUCAUCGCCUUUAUAGUUCUUCUGAAGUCGUUCCGGCAGACCCACAGCAGCUCUCGAUCUUCCUUCCUCAUCUUUCUGGGAGGCCUAGUGGUCACUGACUUCAUGGGCCUGUUGGUCACAGGUACCAUUGUGGUCUCCUUCCACGUAACGCACUUCAACUGGCGCAGUUUAGACCCCCGGUGCCACUUCUGCAACUUCAUGGGCAUGUCUAUGGUCUUUUACGGACUGUGCCCGCUGCUGCUUGGUGCCGCUAUGGCUGUGGAGCGCUUCAUUGGCAUCAAUCGUCCAUUUGCGCGUACCACCAGUAUGCCCAAGAGGCGAACAGUUUCCAUGUUGUUGCUUGUGUGGAUGACCGCCGGCUGCAUAGCAUCCUUGCCCCUAUCCGGAAUUGGGAGCUACCACAUGCAGAUGCCUGGAUCAUGGUGUUUUCUCAACAUUAGCUCAGGAGGCACUGACCUGGCCUUUUCCUUGCUGUUUUCCCUGGUCGGAUUGACCUGCAUUGCCGUGUCCUUUGUGUUGAACACAAUCAGUGUUGUCACACUGAUCAAGGUGUGCUGCGGGCAGGACAAGAGGCAACGCCGCCGAGAUCAGGAAGUGGAAAUGAUGGUGCAACUCAUCCUUAUCAUGGCCAUUGGUUCCAUCUGCUGGUGUCCUCUGCUGAUUUAUAUUCUGGUGAACUCAUCGGCAGCGGAGCCUGUAAACGAUGAAACUGUUUUGUUCUACAUACGCAUGGCCACCUGCAAUCAGAUAUUUGAUCCCUGGAUAUACAUCAUGUGUCAAGUUUCCCGAAUAAGGCGAGUAAAACUGAAGGUUAUACGACUCACAUAGUUUGACCACAAGGCUCCGUCAUCCCCAUCUACUUAACAUUGGACUGUGAGCUCCAACAGGCCAAACAAACCAUGUCUUGAAUGAACUCAUCAGUUUAUACUAGGGAUGCUCCCAUCAGGGUUUUAUGCUGUCGAUUCUGAUACCGAUCAUCCAUGAGUGAGAUCAGUCGAUGCCGAUCACAUGGAUUAACUGUACAUUCAUCACUUUAUUUAUGAUGAGUGGUAUUGGUCAGGGGUGCCGUUAGACAAUUCCAAGGACCCCUGGCAAAUAGGUAAUUAUUAAAAAAAAAAUAAAUGUUUAGGCGAAUUGGCUUUUUGUUCCUUUUAUUUGUGUUAAACGAUUUUUUUGUACUAUUUGACAAACUUUAAUUUAAUUUGAUGCAUGUUUUGGAGUAAUACCAAUACAUGGGAAAUGAACUGUUCAAUAAUUAUUUUUUAGCUCAAGAUAACAAAAUAUGUCCUGCUCAACUUAAAAUGGAGUAAAUUCAGUGUCCAGGUUGCGGGGGUCUUCAACUUUUAUCAUUACUAGAGCUGUCAACUAUUUGUGUUUUAUUUAUGACCGGCAACAUUUAAAUUGUACUCUACUUACCAAGCACAUAUCCACGCAAACAGUGUGGCCAUCGUCUUUUUAUGCUAUUUUGUGCUCAUUUUUCAUUAUAUAAAGGCAUAAAGUCUGAAUUCAACAGUUGUAAUUGAAAACUACUAAGAGUUGAAGCUAAUAUUCUUUGACCCUUUUGAGCUACUCAGAAUCAGCUGGUGAGAUAGAAGAACCUUUGAUAGUAUCACCAUCAUAUCACCAUUAUGUUCAAUAAACAACCACACACAAAUGGUGUUUUGAGGACAUAAUGGCAACAAGAGAGUAAAGUUGUUCAGUGACACAUAAAAGGUAGUACUUAGCCCAUCCCUAUCAACGUGAUAUGCACUUGUGGCUUCCUAGUGGGACAAAAACGAACUCCGAACUAACCGCAUUGCUUGUUUGUUUUAAGAACAAAAUGUCAGUUUGGUAAAGAAGUCACAUUUGGAGUCCAAAGACCAGAAGCUAGGCGGAUAAUUCUAGAACUGCAAUAGGUUUGGUAAGGGAGUGGUCAAACACGGUGGCAUCGAUUGGCAUCAUUUUGUUGACAAACACAGCAGACAUGUAGGAUUUGCCACCGCACGCUGAUUGGGUUUUGUGAUGGGCUUUGAAAGGCGUUUAUCGGCAUACGCUGAUCGCAUGUUAUUGUCUGCCGAUAUUGACCGGUGGCCGAUCGAUCGGAGCAUCCCUAGUUUAUACAAUUUCUCUCCUCCCCUAACCCAUUAAAUCACUCUAUUAUUAGGGUUAUGUUUCACUGUGUAGUCUCCACCUCAUCUUUCUGUGCUUGUUAUGCUGCUACUAGUCUAUACUUGAUUUCAUUUGUACACGGCUUGGACACUAUUGUGUUACAUCACGCUGAACACUCACUAACUGUAGCACCCCAGCUGUCAAAGUUUUGGAUGGGGUAAAAGAGAUGUAUACAAUCUAGUUGGCUGGAAACUCUGUUUUUAAUGUGCUACAUACGUUAUAUAAUUUUUUUUUAGGGUGACCAUAUUUUGAAACCAGGACACUCAGCCCAGCAAGGAGAUAUGCAAAUGAUACUCUUAAGUUUACUCAAAAAAGCCUUAUAAUUUCAAUAUAUUUCCAUUUUCAUGCUUUUUUCUUAACUUGUAUCUUAUUGACAUUACCAAUAUUUGUUUCUACUAGUAGUUUUUAAAUUAAAUGUACCUGGUGCAGCUAUACUCAUUUUCUGUGUUGCAUACUUAGAAGGUAGAGCCACAUAAAACAGAACCAGCAUCUUGUAAAAAUAGUCAAUAAAAUAAUGAAUUUAGAAAAAAAAAACACAAUUCAACAUGGCAAUAAAGGUAAUUUACACAUAAUUCAUCAGUGGUUCUGUUCAUAGAUUCACUAGUAUUUCAAUUAAACUACGUGACGCUCGUUAUUUUCACAGUUCAUGUACACAUCCAGUUUGCUAUUUAACAUUACAGUUGUAACGUAAAUUAAAACAUUUAUAGAAAUAACAAUGCAGGCAAAGUCAAGGCAACACAUAGAAAACUGAAAUCAUAAGAAGAUAUUUUCAAUACAUUGUAAAAUAAUAGCAACAAUAACUAGUAAAUGUAGAGAAACACAUUUCCAUAAUGGAGUUGUAAAGUUUUGCAUGGAACUGGCUGUUACACAUGCAAUGACAACUUUUAUUGUAUGGAUAUACAUCUUACUGCUGAGUUGUUUUAUCCGGAAUUCAGUUUUGCAUGUCGCUUGAGAUGCCUUCAGGAACCGGUGAUUGCUUCCAUGGGGACUUUGAUGUCAGUUGACUGAUGUCAUGUGCCGUUUUAUGUGGGUUGCACUGUUCGGUACAGACAUGUAUUUUUGCACGCCGAGUAAUUACUUACAUUUUGAGGCUUGGGGUUGUUCAGUUUCUCUCAAAAGAGUUAACCAAACUCGUUCCAACCUGAACAACCUGAACAAUAAUUUAUUAGAAUUACAUCAGGUUCCGUGCAGGAUGUCUGACCUUGUGGAAAACUGAUAUACUUUGGGGUUUACUUGAAAAAGCAUCAUAAUCUGUUCCGUUGGUAGAAAAUUCCUUAACUUUUAAUAUUUCCAAUUGUCAUUGUCCAAUAAAAAGUGCUGGUAUGUUUCUCCAACUUUUGUGAUUUAUUUUUCUGGAAAACAACACAACUCAACAUUUGGAGUUGCAUGCUUUUCUUGGACGUCAACAUGAUACUAAAUUCUUCUCCUGUGGUGAUUAAGGGUCAACAUGUCCUUAUUGUCACUUUGCAUGGCUGCCGCUGGUACGAAUGCAUGUCUUAUUUAAGCAGAAUGCUUGCAUACAUAAAAACUCUCAAUGGCUUUGCAGCUGCUCCACCCAACUAAACCUGUAAAUAUUAUUCCAAGUCGUCAGUAAUGCCUUUCUGCUCGCAGCAUU
This is a messenger RNA of Dunckerocampus dactyliophorus (ringed pipefish), 4778 nucleotides long. It is a transcript of the gene tbxa2r, whose product is annotated as thromboxane A2 receptor. The record is from RefSeq and is a predicted model, not a curated record. Gene Ontology annotation, molecular function: thromboxane A2 receptor activity. Gene Ontology annotation, biological process: inflammatory response; positive regulation of cytosolic calcium ion concentration; adenylate cyclase-activating G protein-coupled receptor signaling pathway. The coding region runs from base 878 to 1843 and encodes 321 amino acids. Gene Ontology annotation, cellular component: plasma membrane. Lineage: Eukaryota; Metazoa; Chordata; Actinopteri; Syngnathiformes; Syngnathidae. The transcript has 6 exons.